CUGGUCAUGGGUGUCGUGGAGGGCCGCACAGAUGCCUUUAAAAUAAUCCCCAAAGUCACAGAAAUAAUACCUAAAUAUGGCAGCAUCAAUGGAGCAACGAGGUUGACUAUCAAAGGAGAAGGUUUUGCCCAAGCAAACCAAUUUAAUUACGGAGUCGAUAAUGCCGAGCUGGGAAACACUGUGCAGUUAGUUUCUUCUUUCCAAUCAGUCCCUUGUGAUGUAGAAAAAGAUGCAAGUCAUUCAACUCAUAUUACAUGUUACACCAGAGCAAUGCCAGAAGAUUCCUAUACUGUUAAAGUCAGCGUGGAUGGGAUUCCCAUUACAGAAAAUAAUACCUGCAGAGGUCACAUCAGCAGCUGGGCCUGUACCUUCAAUGCAAAAAGUUUCAGAACUCCAACAAUAAGGAGCAUUACGCCAUUAUCUGGGACUCCAGGUACAUUAAUAACAAUCCAGGGGAGAAUCUUCACUGAUGUCUAUGGAAGUAAUACUGCACUAAGUUCUAACGGGAAAAAUGUUAGGAUUUUGAGAGUUUAUGUUGGAGGAAUGCCCUGUGAGCUUCUCAUACCACAAUCUGAUAACAGGUAUGGUCUAAAACUAGACCAUCUGAGUGGAGAUUUGGGCUCGAUGAUUUGUAAAACAACUGGGACUUAUAUUGGUCAUCACAAUGUCAGCUUCAUCUUGGAUAGCGAUUAUGGAAGGAGUUCCCCACAAAAAUCAACAUAUUUUGUUUCUUCUCUCAAUAAAAUUUCCAUGUUUCAAACAUAUGCAGAGGUCACGGCCAUCUCACCUGCCCAAGGAAGCCUUCAAGGUGGCACCUUGUUAACAGUCACAGGCCGGUUCUUUGAUCAAACUGACUUCCCGGUCCAAGUUCUGGUUGGAGGUCAGGUCUGCGAUGUUUUGAACGUCACAGAGGGCAGUAUCUAUUGUAAGACACCCCCCAGACCUCAUCCUCCAAGAACUCUAUAUGCAGGGGGUAGAGGCCUGAAGCUGGAGGUGUGGAACAAUAGCCGGCCCCUCCGUCUGGAAGAGAUUCUUGAGUACAAUGAAAAUACACCGGGGUACCUGGGGGCCAGUUGGGUAGAUUCUGUUUCCUAUGCUUGGCCCACGGAGCAAGACGCCUUUGUUGCGCGUUUCAGUGGAUUUCUGGUGGUGCCAGAUUCUGAUGUUUACAGGGUCUACAUCAAAGGUGAUGACCGUUAUGCUGUCUACUUCAGCCACACUGGAUUUCCAGAUGAUAAGGUGAGAGUAGCAUAUCACUCUGCAAAUGCCAACAGCUAUUUUUCGAGUCCAACACAAAGUUCAGAUGAGAUUCAUCUUCAGAAAGGAAAAGAGUAUUAUAUUGAAAUCUUACUGCAAGAGUAUAGUCUAAGUGCUUUUGUUGAUGUUGGCCUGUACCAAUCUAGAAAUGUCUACACUGAACAACAAACAGGAGAUGCGGUAAAUGAAGAACAGGUUAUCAGAUCCCAGUCAACGAUUGUUCAAGAAGUACAGGUUAUAACGUUGGAAAACUGGGAAAUGACCGAUGCAACUCACGAAGUCCAGAGGAUCACGGUAACCAGCCCCUGUGUGAAAAUGAGCCCAUGUUCACUUUACCAGUACAGGUUAAUCCACAGCAGGGAGAAGACCGUCUUGCUGCCUGCUGAUGCUUCGGACUUCAUGCUGCAGUCAGCCAUCAAUGGCCUGUGGUCUAUAAAACCUGACACGGUUCGAGUGAUACGAACACAAAAUUCCCAGAGCUAUGUCUACCUGGUAACCUUUAUUUCAACUCGAGGAGACUUUGAUCUACUCGGUUAUGAAGUAUUGGAAGGGAAUAACAUGACACUGGAUAUUACAGAACAAACCAAAGGAAGACCCAGUUUGGAGACAUUCACACUGAAUUGGGACGGCAUUUCUUCCAAGCCUCUCACUCCGUGGUCAUCAGAAGCUGAAUUUCAGGUAGCCUUGGAGGAAAUGGUUAGUGCCAAGUGUCCACCGCACAUUGCAAAUGUUGAGGAAGGAUUUGCUGUGAAGUACUUCAGAGAUUAUGAAACUGAUUUUAACCCGGAGCGCGGUAAUCGAGGGCAGAAGACAGCUGAGACCGAUGCUUAUUGUGGUCGUUACUCCCUGAAAAACCCAGCUGUUCUUUUUGAAUCAGCAGAUGUUAAACUGAACAGACGGCCAUAUGGAGACAUUUUAUUAUUUCCUCAUAAUCAGUUAUGUUUAGCAUAUAAAGGAUUCCUGGCAAAUCAUAUUGGCCUAAAAUUCCAAUACCAAGACCACAGCAAGACUACUAGAAGUAUGGAUGUACAGUUUCCAUUUCACUUUGCUUCUGGAAACAACUGGACCUAUACUUGCAUAGACCUUCUGGACCUUGUACAAACCAAAUAUGCUGGCACUCGUUUUUCUCUUCAAAGGAUUGGCUUACAGAGAGCAUCCCCAUCACAGUCCUUCUACGUGGAUAUCGUUUAUGUUGGACAGACUCCUACAGUCUCAUCAUGGGAGGAAAUGCACAAGAGAAGACUACCAGCAUUAGCAAAUAAAGGAAUAUUCCUACAGCACUUUCAGGUUAAUCAGAAGAAAAUAAAUGGAUCAGCUAGGACCACCCAGUAUUCGGUUAUGAUGACGGUAUACAAUUGCAGUUACAAUAUCCCUAUGAUGGCUGCCAGUUUUGGGCAGAUAAUUACAAAUGAGACAGAGAAUGAGUCUGUUUACAGAGGAAAUAAUUGGCCGGGGGAAUCUCAGAUUCGCAUCCAAAGGAUUCAAGCAGCGUCUGCUCCUCUCCGUGGCACCUUUGACCUUCGAGCUUACGGACGUGUUCUCAAAGGCCUCCCUGCUGCCGUGUCAGCUGCGGAUUUGCAGUUUGCUCUCCAGAGCCUGGGGGCAAUGGGACACGUCUCCGUGACUCGAGAGGGAACCUGUGCUGGACACUCAUGGAACAUCAAGUGGAGGAGCAUGUGUGGGAGGCAGAACCUGCUGCAGGUGGAUGAUUCACACAUUAUGGGAGAAAAUGCUAAGGUAACCAUUGCAAAGGUAAAGGACGGUGGCUUAUUCAGACAACACAUUCUUGGAGACCUGCUUCGUGUACCCAGCCAACAGCCACAGGUUCAAGUCUAUGUCAAUGGAAUUCCAGCUAAAUGCUCAGGCGACUGCAGAUUUACAUGGGAUCUCCUGCCUACACCCCAAGUCUUCGACAUAAACCCUUUGCGAGGGUCCUAUGAAGAAAACACAAUUCUCACCAUUUUAGGCUCUGGAUUUUCUCCUAGUUCAUCUGUAUCCGUCUCAAUUGGACCAAUAGGUUGCUCUCUUCUUUCUGUUGAUGAGAACAACAUCACAUGCCAGGUUCUGAAAGGAAGUGCCGGACAUUUCCCAGUUGCUGUGUCCAUAGCCGAUGUUGGACUAGCACAGAGUGUGAACACUGAGACAUUUUACUUCACCUAUCACCAUCAGCUCUCACGCAUCUGGCCUUCUUCUGGAAGUCUAGCAGGUGGUACUCUUCUGACUCUGUCUGGAUUUGGCUUUAAUGACAACUCCCAGGUCGUAGUUGGGAAUGAAUCUUGCAAUGUGGUUGAAAGGAAUUCCAAUACUAUAACCUGCAGAACACCGAAAAGAAUUGAGGGUACAGUGGAUGUAUCAGUCAUUACCAAUGGCUUUCAAGCCACAGCAAAUGAUGCUUUUAGUUAUAAUUGUUUGCAGACUCCAGUUAUAACUGAUUUUAACCCCAAAGAACGGGCAAUACUAGGAGAAGUUAAUUUAACAGUAAAGGGCUAUAAUUUUGGAAAUGGACCCACAGAGAACAUGGUAUAUGUGGGAGGAAAACCGUGCCAGGUCCUUCACUGGAACUUUACAGACAUUAGGUGCCUCUUGCCCAGCUUGCCUCCCGGAAAACAUGAUGUCCAUGUAGAAGUCACAGGCUGGGGUUUUGCAUCCAACAGAGAUAAGUUACAAGCCUCUAUACAGUAUAUUUUGGAAGUGACCAACAUGUCUCCACGGAGAGGGUCCUUAUAUGGUGGAACUGAAAUCACUGUAACGGGUUUUGGAUUCAGCACAACAUCAGCUGAGAACACUGUGCAUUUAGGUGCCUUUCCUUGCAAUGUGAUCUCAUCUUCAGACAAUGUCAUAAAAUGUGUUCUUCAUUCAACAAUGAAUGUGUUCAGGGUCACUAACAAUGGAGAAGAUUCAGAGCAUGGAUCAGGCUACGCGUGGUCUCCAUCUGUGUUAAAUGUAUCCAUGGGCGACACAGUGGUAUGGCACUGGCAAGCACAUCCGUUUCUUCGGGGGAUAGGGUAUAGAGUUUUCUCUGUCUCCAGUCCUGGACGUGUAAUUUAUGAUGGCAAAGGAUUUACAAGUGGAAAGCAAAAAUCUGCAACUGGUUCAUUUUCUUACCAAUUCGCAUCACCUGGAAUUUAUUAUUAUAGCAGUGGGUAUGUUGAUGAGGAUCACUCUAUUUUUCUCCAAGGAGUCAUUAAUGUUUCACCAGCUGAAACCAGGCACAUUCCCUUGCACCUGUUUGUGGGUGGCACUGAAGCCACAUAUGCUCCGGGAGGAGCUGAGUACGUGCAUGGGGGAAGCUCUGUGGCAGGCUGCCUAGCAACGGAACCCCUGGGUAGCCUGAACAACACCGAGGUUAAACAUUCAAAUAAAUUGCUCUUUGAGCUUUCAAGUUGUUUUUCACCUUCUAUAAACAGCAUUAGUCCUUCCACUGGAACAGUAAAUGAAUUGAUAACCAUCACCGGACAUGGCUUCAGUAAUGUCACCGGUGCUAAUAAGGUUAUAAUUGGUAGCUACCCUUGUGUUGUAGAUGAAAGCAAUGAAAAUUCUAUUAUGUGUCAUAUUGACCCUCAAAACACAAUGGAUGUUGGUACCAGGGAAAUCGUCACAUUAACUGUCCACAACCUGGGCACUGCUAUCAACACACAGGCCAAUGACAUUGACAGGCGGUUUGUGCUUCUACCCAACAUUGACACGGUAUUGCCACCUGCAGGAUCAACUACAGGAAUGACGAGAGUGACCAUAAAGGGCUCUGGAUUUGCAGUUUCUGCUGCUGAUGUGGAUGUCCUCCUGGGGCCUUUCUCCUGUAAAGUUCUGUCCGUGAACUACACAGCCAUCGAGUGUGAAACACCAGCUGCCUCUCAAGAGCUGGUGGAUGUCAGUCUUCUAAUACACGGAGUGCCAGCCCGGUGCGAAGGGGACUGCAGCUUUUCCUAUUUAGACGGCCUUACACCUGUCAUCACAAGUAUCACCCCAAACAGUAUCAACCGAUCUGCCCAAGUUCUGAUCGAAGGAGAAGGCUUUGGGACUGUCUUGGAGGACAUUGCUGUUUUUAUUGGAGGUCAACGGUUCCCAGCAAUAGAUGUAAACGAAAGCGCCAUCACUGCUCUUGUGACUCCCCUCCCAGCGGGGCUUCAUUCGCUCCGUGUGGUGGUGGGCACAAAGGGGUUGGCGCUGGGAAACUGCACGGUCAGCAGCCCUGCGGCAGCCACUGUCACACCCACUUCUGGAAGCACUGGGGGUGGAACUAUCUUGGUGAUCACCGGAAAUGGCUUCUACCCAGGCAAAACCUCUGUCAUUGUUGGAGAGAACCCUUGCGACGUGAUUUCCGUCCACUCCAGUGAAGUUCACUGCCGCACCCCACCAGGGAAAGCUGCGAUGGUGGAUGUAAAGAUCUUUGUGAAUGCAGUCGCUUACCCUCCACUGCCAUUCACAUACGCCAUAGAGGACACUCCAUUUCUUAGGGGAAUUGUCCCAAGCAGAGGUCCACCAGGGACAGAAGUUCAAAUCACUGGAUUUAAUUUUGGUAUUGACACCCUGGAAGUGUCCGUGAUGAUCAGUAACCUUCAGUGCCAUAUAACCAUGGUCAAUGAUAGUGUGUUGCAGUGCAUUGUGGGCGAGCACGCAGGGGGCACUUUUCCUGUUUCAAUGCACCAUAAGACAAAAGGCUUUGCUGUGUCCACGAUUGUCUUUGAGUACCCACUUACUAUCCAAAAUAUUCAUCCAAGCCAAGGGAGCUUUGGUGGAGGUCAAACUAUGACAAUAACAGGCACUGGGUUUAAUCCGCAAGAUUCGGCUAUAUUCCUCUGUGACACAGAAUGUGCAGCUGACAGGCUUAAAUCUAAUUACACAACCUUAUUGUGCAAAAUUCCACCUAAUCAUGCAAGGGUCCUUGAGCAAGCCUGUGAAGUGAGUGUGGCCAACGGGAAGGAGAUUUCACUGUCUAUGACUCCAUUUGUGUACAAUGUGUCGCAGACUCCAAUCAUCAUCGGAAUCGCUCCCAAGAGAGGCAGUACAGCAGGGGGCACCAGACUGACCGUCCUGGGAUCCGGAUUCAGUGAAGAUGUACAGGAUGUUCACGUCUCGAUAGCCGAAACCAGAUGUGAUGUUGUGUUUUCCAACAAGACGCAGAUCAUCUGCGUGACGAACGCUCACGCAUCUUCAGGAUGGGCACCAGUUCAUGUCAACAUCGGAAGCGUGGGCAUGGCCAAAGGGGACAAUGCUGAGUUCCUAUACAUUGAUGUGUGGUCUGCCAACGUCUCGUGGGGAGGGAAGUCUCCCCCGGAUGAAGGGUCACUCGUUGUUAUUUCCAAAGGACAGACAAUUUUGUUGGAUCAAAGUACCCCCAUUUUGAAAAUGUUGCUUAUUCAGGGUGGAAUGUUAAUAUUUGAUGAAGCUGACAUUGAACUUCAAGCAGAAAAUAUCCUCAUUACAGAUGGAGGCAUUCUUCAGAUUGGGACUGAAGCAUCACCAUUUCAGCACAAGGCUGUCAUUACCUUGCACGGGCACCUGCGAUCGCCUGAGCUCCCCAUAUAUGGAGCGAAAACACUGGCCGUACGAGAGGGCAUCCUUGACCUGCACGGUCUGCCUAUUCCUGUGAUCUGGACUCGUUUGGCUCAGACUGCUGAAGCAGGGGACAGGACUCUGCUUUUACAAGAAGCUGUGACGUGGAAAGCAGGAGAUGACAUUAUCAUUGCAAGUACAGGGCACAGACACAGCCAAGGAGAGAAUGAAAAAAGGACCCUAGGCUCGGUGUCUGCUGAUGGCGUCAGCAUAACGCUGACUCGGCCCCUGAACUACAUGCACUUAGGCGUCACUGUCCCACUCCCCGAUGGAACCUGGUUUGAAGCAAGAGCAGAAGUUGGAGUUCUUACAAGGAAUAUUGUAAUACAGGGAUCUACUAAUGUGGAGUGGAGUAACAAAAUUCCAGCAUGUCCAGAUGGGUUUGACACAGGUGAAUUUGCUACACAGACCUGCCUCCAUGGAAAGUUUGGAGAAGAAAUAGGAAGUGACCAGUUUGGAGGCUGCAUUAUGUUUCAUGCUCCGGUACCUGGUGCUAACAUGGUAACUGGAAGGAUAGAAUAUGUAGAGGUAUUCCAUGCCGGCCAGGCUUUCCGGUUGGGGCGCUAUCCAAUCCAUUGGCACCUGCUUGGAGAUAUGCAGUUUAAAUCUUAUGUAAGAGGCUGUGCAAUUCACCAGACUUAUAACAGAGCCGUUACUAUCCAUAACACACAUCACCUUCUGAUCGAGCGGAAUAUUAUCUAUGAUAUCAAAGGAGGAGCAUUUUUUAUAGAAGAUGGUAUUGAAUAUGGCAAUAUCCUGCAGUAUAACUUGGCCAUAUUUGUACAUCAAAGUACCAGUCUUCUGAAUGAUGAUGUGACCCCAGCUGCAUUCUGGGUAACCAACCCAAACAAUACUAUACGGCACAAUGCUGCUGCUGGUGGCACUCACUUUGGCUUUUGGUACCGAAUGAACAACCAUCCUGAUGGACCAUCCUAUGACCGAAGCAUCUGCCAAAAAAGAGUUCCUCUUGGAGAAUUCUUUAACAAUACCGUUCACUCUCAAGGUUGGUUUGGACUAUGGAUAUUUGAAGAAUACUUCCCCAUGCAAACAGGAUCUUGUACAUCUACAGAGCCAGUGCCUGCGAUGUUUAAGUCACUCACGACUUGGAAUUGUCGAAAAGGUGCAGAGUGGGUUCAUGGAGGUGCCCUUCAGUUCCACAAUUUUGUGAUGGUCAAUAAUUACGAGGCUGGAAUCGAGACCAAGAGGAUCCUGGCUCCCUAUGUGGGAGGCUGGGGUGAAACCAGUGGAGCAGUGAUUAAAAAUGCCAAAAUAGUUGGCCAUCUCGAUGAGCUGGGAAUGGGCUCCGCGUUUUGCACAAUGAAAGGCCUGCUUCUCCCCUUCAGUGCAGGCUUGACGGGGUCCUCCAUACACUUCAUGAACUUUGACCGUCCCAACUGCGUAGCUUUCGGUGUGACAUCCAUCACUGGAGUUUGUAAUGACAGAUGUGGAGGCUGGAGUGCCAAAUUUGUUGACAUCCAGUACUUCAACACACCAAACAAGGCCGGGUUUCGAUGGGAGCAUGAAAUGGCACUGAUUGAUGUGGAUGGCUCGCUUACAGGACGCCCGGGACACACUGUCAUCCCACACAGCCCAUUGCUGGAUCCGUCCCAUUGUACCCAAGAGCCCGAGUGGAGCAUCGGAUUCCCUGGGUCCGUCUGCGAUGCCUCUGUCAGCUUCCACCGUUUAGCGGUCAACAAACCUUCCCCAGCCUCGCUGCUGGAAAAGGACGUGGUUCUCUCGGCCUCUUUUGGCACAAGCAUUGUUCCUUUUCAGAAGAAACGGCUGACUCAUACAUCGGGAUGGAUGGCUCUCAUUCCAAAUGCAAAUCACAUUAAUUGGUAUUUUAGAGGGAUAGAUCACAUAACUAACAUAUCAUAUACGUCAACGUUCUAUGGAUUUAAGAAAGAAGAUUAUGUAAUCAUAUCUCAUAAUUUCACUCAAAACCCUGAUAUGUUUAAUAUUAUCGAUGUGAGGAAUGCCUCUUCAAAUCCCUUGAAUUGGAACACCAGCAGGAAUGGCGACUGGCACCUGGAAGCAAACACUAGCACUCUGUACUACUUAGUGUCAGGAAGAAAUGACCCGCCGAGCCAGCCUGUGUCGGGGACACUGGAUCCCGAGGUGACAGACGUCACUAUAAAUUUUCAAGCUUACUGCUGUAUUCUUCAAGACUGCUUCCCUGUGCGUCCCUCUUCAAGAAAACCAAUUCCCAGGACGCGGCCUGCCACAUACAAUGUAUGGUCAAAUGAUUCUUUUUGGCAAUCAUCUCGAGAAAAUAAUUAUACCGUACCCCAGCCAGGAGCAAAUGUGGUUAUUCCUGAAGGAACAUGGAUUGUAGCAGACACAGCUAUUCCCCCAAUGGAAAGGCUCAUUAUUUUGGGGGUUCUAGAACUGGAAGAUCAAUAUAAUGUGGGAACUACCGAGUCUUCUUAUAGAAAAAUUGUUUUAAAUGCUACCCACAUAUCACUGCAGGGAGGCAGGCUGAUUGGGGGCUGGGAAGAUAACCCUUUUAAAGGAGAGCUACAGAUUGUCCUUAGAGGAGAUCAUUCGACCCCAGAGUGGCCUCUACCAGAAGGACCAAAUCAAGGGUCAAAGGUCUUAGGGGUAUUUGGUGAGCUGGAUCUUCAUGGAUUCCCACGUUCAAUAUAUAAAACUAAACUCUCAGAAACUGCAGAGGCAGGUUCCAGAGUCCUGACCCUGCUGGAGAGUGUGGAUUGGCAGGAGGGUGAAGAGAUAGUGAUAACAACCACAAGCUAUGACUUGCAGCAGACAGAAACCAGAAGUAUUAUAAAAAUCCUGCAUGACCACAAAAUUCUCAUACUCAAUGAUACCCUUUCUUAUACUCAUCUCGCGGAAGAAUACCACCUCCCAGGCACAGGUCUGAGCUACACGCUGGCAGCUGAUGUGGGGAUAUUGAGUAGAAACAUCAAAAUCGUGGGUGAAGAUUACCCAGGUUGGGCCAAGGAAUCUUUUGGUGCACGAGUCCUGAUCAGCUCAUUUACAGAAAAUAUGAUGACAUUUAGAGGAAAAGCAAGAAUAAGUAAUGUUGAAUUUUAUCACAGUGGUCAAGAAGGCUACAGGGAUAGCCCUGAUCCAAGAUAUGCCAUAACAUUUCUUAACCUUGGACAGAUUGAGGAACGGGGCUCAUCUUAUGUCCGAGGCUGCGCUUUUCACCAUGGCUUUUCUCCAGCAAUUGGUGUGUUUGGGACCGAUGGACUGGACAUAGAUGAUAACAUCAUUUACUUUACAGUAGGGGAAGGGAUAAGAAUAUGGGGGGAUGCCAACAGAGUCCGAGGAAAUUUGGUUUCACUUUCGGUUUGGCCAGGAACCUAUCAGGAGAGAAAAGAUUUGAGUUCAACUCUCUGGCAUGCUGCAAUUGAGAUAAACAGAGGAACCAACACAGUCUUACAAAAUAACAUCGUUGCUGGAUUUGGAAGGGCAGGCUACCGCAUUGAUGGGGAACCUUGCUCAAGCCAGGCCAGUCCCAUGGAAAAGUGGUUUGACAAUGAAGCCCAUGGAGGUUUAUACGGUGUCUAUAUGAACCAAGAUGGUCUCCCUGGAUGUUCUCUUAUACAAGGGUUUACCAUUUGGUCAUGCUGGGAUUAUGGAAUUUAUUUUCAGACCACAGAAAGUGUCCUUAUCUAUAAUGUGACCCUGGUUGACAACGGAAUGGCCAUUUUCCCAGUCAUUUACUCACCAGCUGCUGUAUCUCACAAAAUCUCCAACAAAAAAGUGCAAGUUAAGAGAUCAUUAAUCGUUGGAAGCAGCCCAGCAUUUAACUGCUCUGAUGUCCUAACAAACGAUGAUCCUAAUAUUGAGCUUACUGUUGCCCAUAGGAGUUCUAGACCGCCAUCAGGUGGGAGGAGUGGAAUUUGCUGGCCUACCUUUGCUUCAGCCCAUAACAUGGCCCCCCGGAAACCCCAUGCAGGAAUCAUGAAUUACAAUGCCAUCAGUGGUCUUUUGGACAUCUCAGGUUUAACAUUUGUUGGAUUUAAAAAUGUUUGUUCAGGUGAAACUAAUGUAGUAUUCAUUACUAACCCUUUAAAUGAGGAUUUACAACAUCCGAUCUAUGUGAAGAACAUACAGCUGGUUGAUACUACUGAACAAUCCAAAGUAUUUAUACAUAGGCCUGAUAUAAGUAAGGUGAACCCAUCUGAUUGUGUAGACAUGGUUUGCGAUGCCAAAAGGAAGUCUCUUCUUAGAGACGUGGAUGGCUCCUUUCUGGGGAGUCCUGGUUCAGUGAUUCCUCAGGCAGAAUAUGAGUGGAAUGGAAACCGUCAACUUGGAAUCGGGGAUUACAGAAUUCCUAAAGCGACGCUCACUUUCCCUAAUGGAAGUAGAAUUCCUGUUACCGAGAAAGCACCUUCUCGAGGGAUUAUUAGGGAUGCAACUUGUAAAUACAUUCCCAAGUGGCAGAGCUAUCAGUGUUUUGGACUGGAAUACGCAAUGAUGGUUAUCGAAAGCCUGGAUUCUGACUCAGAAACGCGGAGACUUUCACCAGUGGCUCUAUUGAGCAGUGGUUACGUUGAUCUUAUUAAUGGCCCACAGGAUCAUGGCUGGUGUGCUGGGUACACUUGCCAGAGAAGGCUGUCCCUGUUCCAUGGCAUCGUCGCACUGAACAAAUCUUACGAAGUUUACUUCACUGGGACCAGUCCUCAGAAUCUCCGACUGAUGUUACUUAAUGUUGACCAUCACAAGGCUGUUCAUGUGGGCAUCUUUUUUUCCACACUUCAACGUUUGGAUGUCUACGUGAACAAUUCAUUGGUUUGUCCCAAAAAUACAGUAUGGAACUCCCAACAGAAACAGUGCAAACAUAUUAGGCACCGAUACCCAGAGCAAUUCCUUCCAACUCUGGACCCCACUGUCCUUGGUGAAAACCACUUCGAUAGAAUCUCCCAGAUGCUUCAUGUUUUGGUUAAAGGAACCAUACCGGUGGAAAUCCACACCACUGCAGUCAUAUUUCUUUCUUUCCAACUCCCUGCUGUAACCGAAGAUGACUUCUAUAAUUCCCAUAAUCUGGUUCGAAAUCUUGCCUUGUUCCUAAAGAUACCAAGUGACAAAAUCCGUGUCAGCAACGUAAUACGAGAGACGAGUCUGCGGAGCAAGAGAUCCACGGGACUCACGAUCGAAUUAGAAAUUGGAGACCCUCCCCCUCAGUUCCUAAGCAAUGACACCUCAGGUCGGAUGCAAUUAUCUGAACUCCAGGAAAUAGCUGGGACCCUUGCACAGGCUGUAAUCUUAGGAAAAAUCAGUAGUGUCCUUGGAUUUAAUAUUUCAUCCAUGUUUAUUAUUUAUCCACUCCCAAGUCCAACUGAUUCUGGAUGGAAUAAGGUGACUGCCCUACCAGUUGAAAGGUCUGCGUUUCCUGUUCAUCUGGUGGCCUUCGUGUCCUCGCUCUCAGUGGUCACUCAGCCAGUGGCAGCGCAGCCAGGACAGCCCUUGUCCCAGCAGCCUUCCGUAAAGGCAGUAGAUUCAGAUGGUAACUGUGUAUCGGUUGGGAUUACUUCAUUAACUUUGAAGGCCAUACUAAAGGAUUCCAGUAACAGUCAAAUCAGUGGUCUUGGUGGAAAUACAACAAUUCCAUUUAACAGCUGUUGGGCCAACUACACAGACUUAACUGUUCUUAGAAAUGGAAAAAAUUAUAAGAUUGAAUUUAUCCUGGAUGAUGUUGCACGGGCAGAAUCCAGGACAUUCAGCCUACCAGUGCAGUCUCUGUCAAGCAGCAGUGGGGGCAGCAGCAGUGGCGGAGGCAGCGGUAGCAGCAGUAGCAGCAGCAGCAAAGCAGCAUCUCUGGGUACUGCUGCCCAUCUGGCUAUAGUAAUUAGCACUCUCACAGGUAGACUGCUACUCUUGGAUAUGGCCUCAGUUUUGAAUCUGAAUGUAAGUAGUUCUUCUUUUAAAAUAAUAUUUCUCUCUUCAUAUUGA
Echinops telfairi (small Madagascar hedgehog) is the source of this 12732-nucleotide messenger RNA. It is a transcript of the gene PKHD1L1, whose product is annotated as PKHD1 like 1. Lineage: Eukaryota; Metazoa; Chordata; Mammalia; Afrosoricida; Tenrecidae. The record is from RefSeq and is a predicted model, not a curated record.